UAAACAUCACGUUAUUAAAAAGGAUAUCUAGACUGAAAUGCUCAGGAUUUAACUUUCCAAGGGGAAUUUAAUACUUGCCUAGGACACAAAUACAACUUCAUGCUAGUCAAUGCAUUUCAGCGGUGAGGUAUUAGGCAAGGUACCAUUACCGCGGAGCUACCAGUGGAGCAGUGCAACUAGGAUAGCAAGGUUUGGAUAUCAAUGCUUAAUCAUGCAUCUAGCACAGCCUGAAGUUGCUGUACCAUUUGUGCAUAAAUAAUGGUGAGCACCAUUAGUUUCACUCUUAUUUUGACAUCAAAUUCUCACCCAUUGUUUUGUGCAUCUACAGCCUUACCAAUGUUGUCAUGAUGUAACCUCAGUUCCAUUGUUCUCAAAACUCCAUUGUGUUGAAGGUUGAUGUAAUAAAGACUUGUUAAAAUUAGAUUAUCUACAGCCUUAACCCCCCUCCCACCCUCUGCUUCCCACCUCUUCUCUCCCUGUCCCUUCCCCUAAAGAAAUGCUGGUCCCUCAUGCCGGUAUCUACCUUGUCCUCAUCUCUUUUACUUUCCUGAUGCAUCUGGCCACUUGCCAAGAGAUCAUUAACACCCUGCCACCAGAUUUGGAGAAUGUCACAAUCACUGGACUCCUAGUUGUAAGUGUAAGCCCCUGCAGCAAAACCUGUGGGCUAGGCUGGAGGUCUGAGUAUUACUGCAGGCUGAACAAAAAGGCACACAUCAGUAACUGCACAUUGACAAAUGCCUUGUGCCUGAUCAACCAAGACUGUGGCCUCAUCGCUAAAACCACCACCGUGGGUGCCACCCUGAGCAUUAGCUGCUUGGAUGCGACUAUCAAAACUUUAGGAUCGUCCGAUUUCAUCUUUGUGUGGAAGAUUGCAAGAGGAAUUGUGACAACAGAUCUAUAUCUCUUCAAAGUCUUUCCAUUAAGGGAUACAAAAACACCAUGGAUGAUUAUCGUAAAGCUGAAAGCUUAUUCUACCUUCUGCAUCCUACUCAGAAUGUAUCUUGAGGACGACUACAUUAGGAAAUUCUUUGUCCCAAAUGUUCUGGCUCAGUGGUAUCAUGUGACUAAAGUAGUCAUUGUUUUUGUUCUCUAUCAAGAAUUUGAGUAUAGCGAAGAGAUGAUCUAUAAUGUUGCUGUCCCAAGGUUCAUGAAAGAGGCCCAGGGUUUGGAAAAUACUGUCAAAGGAGCCUUGAACGCCAAAGAGAAGCAUGCUGGGACAUAUAUGUGCCAAGUGCAGAACUCAAAAACGAUGCAAAUUGUCAAGCGAGUGCUAAUUGGAGUCCGAAUCAUCCCUGAAAACCUGGUGCAGCUGAACUAUUACGAAGUGCUGUCACCUGAGCAAAAGGAGGAGAUGGAAAUCCUUCAAGGAAACCCAGUGGCAAAGAAGCUGGGGAAAUCCUUCUGGGAAAAAGUAAAGGACCUAUUUAAAAGCACAAACAUGGCUAUUCGAGUGUUUGCCAUCGGUUUGGCAAUAGGAGGAAGUUUGGCUUUCGUUUUUGGAGCCAUAUUUUUAUGUAUGACAAAUAAGUGAAUGUUCAAUAAAUAAAUUAGAUUUUUA
Messenger RNA from Carcharodon carcharias (great white shark), 1558 nucleotides. RefSeq names its product transmembrane protein 81-like. The record is from RefSeq and is a predicted model, not a curated record. NCBI's taxonomy places the organism in Eukaryota, Metazoa, Chordata, Chondrichthyes, Lamniformes, Lamnidae. The coding region runs from base 497 to 1531 and encodes 344 amino acids. The transcript has 4 exons.